CCUGAAACCGUAAUAUAUAUUGAUGGAUCUAUGUACUUAUAGCCAAGAGUCUCCAGGCUGAGCCCCUUGAGGUCGAGCCUGCACGAUUGGUGUAGCUAUUUUUUUGUGGUUGGGGGCCGAAUCUCCUACGAGGUCUUCGCGCCUAGGGGGCGCGCGUGGUAUGUACUUGACGAUCUGUUGAUGUUGGCGGCAGACCGCGGGCCCAAGGACGUUUUAGAGCCCUCCCGCACUAAACAACUCCCGUGCACGCCGGUCUCGCGGUAUGGCUGCCCUACCCGGCCGCCCGGACGAUGCCACUGGUGUUCAGGGAUACCCCGCUGGGCCAGAACCAGCCUGCCGGGUCGGAACGCUAUACACUGCCGACCAGGUUGCUCUUCCACAGUAUGUUCGGCGACGGCAGCGAGGACGACAACGCGGAUCGCAUCGCAGGCCGCAGCCGCUAAUGCGUCGUCCCAUCUUCCUGGUACCAGCACGCUAAGUGACGGUAGCGUGCGGCGCUGCCUCAACCCCCUCAGGUCGCCUCGUGACCAUCACCGGGAGGAAACUGCCUCCUCACAGGGAGAAAGCUGAACGAACGCCCUCCUCUGACCCCCAUGUUUGGUGAAGUUGCUGUGGGUAAGAGUUCGAAGGCACGAUGCAAUGUGGCACCACCACCGAGUACACCCAGCACUUCAGGUACCAGUGACCGUGCCUCUCGUAGUAGCUCCGGAGGCAACCCAGUCUGUCCAAGGGAAACUCCAAAGUGGCAGAAACCCAUCACCAGAUUCUUUGCCUCCAAGGACUCUGAUCAUGGCUCUACAGACGAAGAAGAUAUAGUGAGAAAAAAACCAAAAAACAACACCAUAGAAUCGGACGAUGAAGAGAAUGAAACACCAACAAACCAAGUCUUGGACGAAACAUUAGAAUUAGAACCAUUGACGGGUGAGAACAAUCACAAAAUUGAUGAAUAUUACACAAACAACAAUGAUGUGAAUGGGGAUGGACACGAAAAAAAAACGUUGGAAGAAUCCACCAAGUCUCUCAAAGGUAAAGGCAAAGGCAAAAAGACGAAAGGCAAAGAAAACCUAGAUUAUAAUUCAGAUAGGAAAAGGUAUAGAGACGAAAAAGACGCCAAUGAAGAAAACGCAGCCAAAAAGAUUAAAGUUGAUUAAGAAACAAAAUGAAAGAUGAUGGAGAUAUGUUACACAUCAGUCUUUAGUCUUGAAUUAGGUUAGGAAAUAAUCAUCAAAUAGAAUGCUGUUUUGUUUAUAACACAGGUGUUGUAUGUUAUUGAAUUCCAAGCAAACACAUAGCUUUCAAUUGUAUAAGAUUGUGCUUUGUGACUAAAUACUUGUUAACACAUUGAACGCCAAAUUAGAAAACAUGUUUAACCCAGUGGGAUGCGGCAGACACCCUGUAGCUGCCAAUAAUUUAGGUUUAGGGGGCUGUGAUGUUUUUUGAGUUAUUUCUUAGCAAUAUUUGAUUAAAAAAACUAUUUUUGAACGAUUCUUGAUAUAUAAUCUGCCCUUAUAGAAAGUAUCCCAUGGAUAAAGUAUUGAUCAUGGUGUUCAAUAUGUUAAGAUAGAUCUGAUGAGAAGGACCUCUACUCAUUCGUUGCCAAGGAAGGAGUGUGGUGCUUUCCACCAACGCUUUUUUUUGUAUGGAAGACUAGCUGAUGACUUUGAGUCUCUUACCAGCUUCAUCGGGAAAAGUAAGUGAACUCAGAGACUCAAUCAGUAAAGAGGGAUGUCGUUGUAAGCCCAUAAGUCAUCAGAAAUAUCCAAAAAAAUUAUGAAAACCGUAGUAUUGUUGAGACCAGUUGUGUUUUCAUACUUUUUGUUACAUAGUAUUUAAGUAUAAUAAUAUAGUUUAAGAAACAAAUGUGGACCAAAAAUAAAUGUUAAAUAAC
Messenger RNA from Bombyx mori (domestic silkworm), 1888 nucleotides. Its product is annotated as PCNA-associated factor. Gene Ontology annotation, cellular component: nucleus. Gene Ontology annotation, molecular function: chromatin binding. The coding region runs from base 594 to 1151 and encodes 185 amino acids. Gene Ontology annotation, biological process: translesion synthesis; regulation of cell cycle. The record is from RefSeq and is a predicted model, not a curated record. The transcript has 4 exons. NCBI's taxonomy places the organism in Eukaryota, Metazoa, Arthropoda, Insecta, Lepidoptera, Bombycidae.